AUGUCCUUCUUGGACAUUGGCGGGCAGCUCAUCGUCAUCGUUGUGCUGCUCCGCGAGUUCGUUCGGUCGUCCUAUUGGCUCGUGACGCACAUCCCCACUGUCUCGCGCCUGCACUACGAUGUGAUGGUGGACACUUUCAUUGGCCGGCGGCAGGCAACCCCAACCCUCAACAGCGGCGUCGCCACGAUGAGUCUCUCGCAGAUCUGGCUCGUCAACCCGUGGUACCUCAUCGGCAACUGUAUGUACGGUAUCGGGACGACCGCGGAGACGCAAAUGCUGGUCGAGGUCUUGUACUACGAGUGGACCAUCAGCGGUGGCGCCACGUACUUUAUCAAGGGCGCCAUGUACGCGAUGCGCCACGCCUGGGUGAGCAUCGGCGUCUGGACGUGCAUUCGAUUUGUUGUGACGACGAUCCGGCUGCCGAAUGGUUUCAACUGGCCACUGCAGCAACUCCGGCUCCUCGAGAUGUACUGCUCGUGUCGAACCCUCGUCUUUGCCUUCAUCGUUUCUUCUUUCGUCGCGACACGGACUCGGGGCCAGCUCUACUUGACCGACCGCGUCAACGUCGUCGACCAGGCGCACGGCUUGUACAAAGGCUCGUUCACCGACUCGGAGGACUGGCAAAGCCUCCUCGUGAACCACGGGCUCGCCAUCGGCUUUGACGUCCUCUUGGCGCUUCUUAUGCGAUCGCUGCUCUCAUGGACGUGCCCCAACCACCGCGACAACUCGUUCUUCAAGGUCAUUGACCAGCACCGCGUCUGCGCCGGCUUUGACCUCGCGCGGCUUAUUGCCGGGUCGCGUUCGAUUGUGCUCGACCACCGCUGCGUGCUGCUCAUGCCAGUCGCCGAUCUCUACCUGAUCUACGCGUCAGUGAAUUUAUGGAGCACGACGGCCAUGGUCGCGCUGCCCGACGCGGCGCACGGCCACGCGAUCGAAUUUCGCACUUCGGACGACGGAACGAUGCUGCUCACAAACGACGCGGGCGUGUUUGUCCCUGCGCUCGCGACGCUCCAGAACGCAGGACCGUCGACAGUGCAAUACUGCGCCGUCGUCUAG
Messenger RNA from Saprolegnia diclina VS20, 1056 nucleotides. RefSeq lists its product as hypothetical. The transcript has a single exon. Bases 1 to 1056 code for a protein of 351 amino acids. NCBI's taxonomy places the organism in Eukaryota, Oomycota, Saprolegniomycetes, Saprolegniales, Saprolegniaceae. The record is from RefSeq and is a predicted model, not a curated record.